ACUCUUUGUGAUUGUGUCACUUUGUCGUCGGUCUACCUUUAAACGCGCCGAGCCGAAUGUGGUUCUCCCGGCCCGGUUCGCAUCGUUUUUAGAAGCCGCCAGCUAGGGCAGAUACACAUCGAUCUCUUUGGAACACAUAUUUAUCAUAUUAUCCAAAAGAAUUUUACAGAAUGUUGGACACAACUCACGUCGUCAGUGCGGUAGCCGUCGUGGCGUCCUUCAUCAUAGGGCUCAAAUUCGGCAGAAGGAACUCCGUCGACAAGAAAGUCCACAAUCAUGGCCAGCUACAAAACUCUUCAGCGUCCAAAAAGGAGGAAGAAAAUGUUUUCUCCGACUUUGGCGGCGAGUACAAAAUGGUCCUGGUAGUUCGAAACGAUCUCAAGAUGGGCAAGGGCAAGAUCGCGGCCCAAUGUGGCCAUGCAGCUGUUGGUGCCUACGAGGGUGCCCUUAAGAAAACUCCGUCAGUUUUGCGGAAAUGGCAGCACACAGGGCAGGCCAAAAUCGCCGUGAAGGUCGAAAGCGAACAGCAAAUGAUGGAAGUCUAUCGGACCGCCAAGGCAAACAAUCUUAACUGCUGCCUGAUCAGGGAUGCCGGUAGGACUCAAAUUGAACCCAACAGUAAAACGGUGCUGGCCAUCGGACCGGCACCCAAGCAAAUUAUCGACACGAUCACCGGCCAUUUGAAACUGUUGUAAACCGGUGUGAGGUUUCUGAUAGGCUAUGCGCGUAGUUUGAUCAACCAGCUUCAUUUUCUUAUCUUGUCACAUGAAAUUCGUUCAAAUAUAAAAUCAAUUUGGAUGUAAUUCUUGUUCUGCUAAUUUGACUUAGAUUUAAAAUUGAUGAUCAUGAUCAUGUUGUUUAUACAUGUUUGUGUGUCGAAGUAUACUGCCCAUAAAUGCAUGUUAGUCCCAUAUUUGCUGGAUUUCCUAUUCACAUGGGCCAAUUUUGCGUUUAUGGGCAGUAUAUUAGAACACAUAAAUUACCAUUUAAGCCAAAAAUGGAGAUUGAAUUUGUAUCGCAUUAAUAUGCGGCGAAUAAAAUAAAUAAGCUAAA
Messenger RNA from Aedes aegypti (yellow fever mosquito), 1053 nucleotides. Its product is annotated as probable peptidyl-tRNA hydrolase 2. The transcript is spliced from 3 exons. The coding region runs from base 171 to 695 and encodes 174 amino acids. Gene Ontology annotation, cellular component: mitochondrion; cytosol. NCBI's taxonomy places the organism in Eukaryota, Metazoa, Arthropoda, Insecta, Diptera, Culicidae. Gene Ontology annotation, molecular function: peptidyl-tRNA hydrolase activity. The record is from RefSeq and is a predicted model, not a curated record.